This is a messenger RNA of Vitrella brassicaformis, 3472 nucleotides long. The record is from the annotation of a GenBank genome assembly. Lineage: Eukaryota; Vitrellaceae.
GCUCUUUGUUCCUCUGUACUCUUUCCCACACUUUCAAGGCCUUCCCAGGCCAUAGUCAAGCCCCCAGACACAGCGGAAGGGCAGAUCUAUCUCGGGGAGGUCAUCUCCCGGGAUCUCUCUUCUCACCUCACCGCGGGGUGUUCGUUGAUGACCGACAGCUUCUGGUGGACACCGUCUGACCCUUCGCCCGUCUGACCCUUCGCCGUCCCCAUCAUCAAUCAAGAUGCGUGUGUGCCUUGCCUCCCUCGUGGCCGCUUGCCUUCAUGCGAGCACGUGCCAGGCGGCCCAGAUAGAGAUCCAUGAGCCCGACGAGCUCAAGGCGGCCUACCAGAGCACCAAGGGCGUCAUCGAGGGAGCCACGGCCGUGUUUGGGACGCCGGUAAGACAGACAGACAGACAGACAGACAGACAGAGAGGGGGGACAGAAGGCUGUGAGUGCAUGCCCCCCACGACUCACUCAUGUGUCCGGUGCGUGUGUCUUUUCGUGCAGUUUGAGGGUCAGGUGACGGUGGGCCGUGUCGUGUUCGCCGAGUCCAAGCUCAAUCAGCAGUAUUGCGACGCGGACGACUACGACCUCCCACCGGUGCCCCAGUGCAACUGGACGACCAACUACACCUCUCACAUUGUCCUCGUCACCCGCGGCCACUGCGCAGACGCACUCAAGGUCCGCAUCGCCCAGGACGCCAAGCGCGCCUUCGCUGUCAUAGUGGUGGACAGCGAUCCCGGGGCGACUGAGGACGGUCUCAGACACGCCAUGCUGACGGACGGUGAGAUGAAUGACCACAGACAGAGGCAGAUGCCCGCCUGCACAGCACAGAGGGUUUCAUGUGCGCAAGGUAAGUCCUUCUGUGUGUGUGCAGAUGGGUCUGGCGCGCACGUGAGGAUUCCUUCUGUGCUAGUGACCCACUCGGCGGGUCAGCGCAUCCUGGGUGCCCUCCGUCGCAAUCAGACCGUCUUCGUCAAGAUGGCUUGGGACGCCCCUGUGGUGAGUGAGUGAAUGAUGCGAUGCGAUGCGGGCAGCCCAGCCGGCUCAUAUCGCAUGGACGUUGUGCCCUUGGGUGCGGUGCAGGUUGACAGCGUCUGCAUGGACAUGUGGAUAACGCCUUCAAUACCCAAGAGCCUGCACUUUGUCAGUGAGUUCUCACGCUACGCGCAGGCCCUCAAACACCGGGUGAGCCAAGGUGGCAAGCCACACACACGAGCCAGAACAGGACAGCACUCCCGAGCGAGGCGCACACGGACCUGUGUGUGUGUGUGUGUGUGUGUGUGACAUGUCAGCUUGACUUUGAGCCGAGGUAUUGGAUCUUUUCUUUCGCCAAGGGCUCGCCUGACAUGUGCCUUGACGAUGAGGGCACGUACUGUGCGCUGACGCCUCGGCACGCCCCGUCCAUCACUGGCAGAGACGUUGUCCAUGAGUCGCUCCGGUGGGCCGAACAACGUUGACCUCCUGAAACCGGUGCAUUUGUCAACUGUCGCUCGUCGCCCGCCCGUUCGUUGGUGCCUUCAGGCAACUGUGUCUGUGGGACGUGACGAAAACCCGUCUGGCAAAUGGGGACAGCGCCUACUCGGAGGUGUGGUGGAAGUACGCCCAGGACCAGCCGCGCAGGUACCACACGGAAGGCAGGCAGGAAGACGCAUGCCAGCCCAGCCAACCCCUCUGUUGCAUCCAUCUGCAACCAUCAGGUGCAAGCCACGUGGCGAUUUCAACGCAGAUCCAUCCACAACGUUCGGGCAAGAGUGCUCCUACCGAUUGAUGGCAUCUGUGGGUGCACCUGUGGGCGACGUGCGGCAGUGCGUCGAGAGAGACGCCGCCGACCUGCUCGAGAAGCAGCGCACGUCCCUCGCCUGGUUCCCUAUGGCCAUUCGGAUCAGCGAGAUGCGCUACUUCGGCCCCUUGGACACCGAGCAGAUCACACGCGUUAUCUGCGCACAUUUUCAGGACCCAAAGCCACAGGUCAGUGAGCGAGUCGAUGGAUGGAUGGAUGGAUGGCAGCAAAGAGCGAAGGGCAUGGAUGUGUGUGUGCCAUGUGUGUAGGAGUGUAAUAUGGCAUUGAGGCUGAAGGUCUUGCCUCUGGGAAAGGCGUCCUCGGGUGAGGUUUUCUGGCUGGCGCUGGUGGCGUCCUCUGCGACACUUAUACUCGUAGGGCUUGCUGUCAUUACCUGGUAAGCGCACACACUCAUCUGCGGCCAACGGACAUAGACGUGCGUGUGGUGUGUUUUGUUCAGGUCGUGGGUGCGUGACAUGCGCACCAAGCCACGGCUGCCGAGGACGGUUCAGCGCAGUGGCCGUGUGGUGGUGAGUGCUCUGGCUGCCGACGCCUCACACAGGCUGGUCCAUCCACAGCUGCAACACGGGCAGCUCUAUGUGUGAUGGAUACGCCGGGUGGAUGGAUGGAUGAGGGGAUGUAACCGGGUGUGGGCUAAUUCAUACGCUGUGUACGUAGCUAGCUUAAGCUUACGUGUACCGUACCCCUAUCUAUAUGUGUACGUGUGUGCCUUUCUUCCUUCCCUUACUUAUACGUCUUACACGUCACUCACGUCACUUAAGUGCCUUUAUGCGUCUGUCUCCCUCCUGCAAUAUAUGUCAUGUCUAUGUCUGUCUACGUGAAUGUCUGUUACGUAAUGUUAUGUUACGUGUGUAUGCGGCUUUAAGUGGCGUUUUUUCCGUACUCCAUACUACAGUAAGUAAAGUACUUUAGUGCGCGUGCCGUCCUUUGGUAAGGAUCAACGCACACAUUAACUAACUGACUGGCUGACUGUGCGUACGUCUGUCUGUGUGUGUUGGUGCUGUAUUGGUGAGGCAGGGACUGAGGGGGCGAGUGAGUGUGUCGGUUUUGGGUGUUUUUGCGAUGGAUGCAAACAACCGACCAACGAACGAACGAACGAACGAACGAACACGUGUGUGAGUGAGUGAGCCAGGGCGUCAAGAUCUAUUGGUCGGCCAUGGCUCGUCGUGCAGAUGGAUGUGGUGCGAGGCUUUGUGAAACGGAUGGAGGGAUGGCUGCAUACAUGGCUGGCUCCAGAAUGGAUGAUAGUCUGUAUGUAGAAUGUGUGUGUCUGUGUGUGUGUGUGUGUGAGAGAGAGAGAGAGAGAGUGAAAGAGAGAGAGAGAGCUUUGUGUGAGGGAUGCGGGUAUGGCGUGAGCCAGCCAGUCGACUGCAUUGGUCAAUGAGUGAGUCCUCAACCUUGCUGCUGCCUGCCUUACUGCCUGCCUGCCGUGCGUGUGUGUGUGUGUGUGUGUAUGGCUGAUGGCAUGUCUGUGUGAACACACUGAGAGAUACACUCAGUGACCCACGUGAGGGGAGGGGAGUUUUGUAAAGCGACGGAAUCUGCCAACCCAAUGUGGUUUUUGUCAGCGGAGGGACGCGUGUACGCAGACACGACGGUGUCUGAAUAACGUCCGUCGCUCCGUUGAGAAGACGUACCUACCUGCCGUAGAACCCUGCUAACUCCCCCCCCUCCCCUCCCCUCCC